UUCCGCUCCAUCCGCUGGGACGCCCGCGGGGAAGGGCUUCUGGUCGACCAGCCCCUUUUCGAGGCCGAGCUCCUCGGGGCGGCGGCGGCGGGAGGAGGAGGAGGCGGAGGGGGGCCCGGCGGCGAUGGGGCCGGAGGAGGAGGAGGGACCACCACCCCCGGGGCCUCCGCUGCCGCCGCCGCCUCGCCGGAGCUCUUCAAGACCACCAACUUCACCAGCUUCAUCCGGCAGCUCAACCUCUACGGCUUCCGGAAGGUGGUGCUGGGCCCGCCCGCCGGAGGAGGAGGAGGAGGCGGCGUCGGGGCCGGGGGCGGCCCGGUGCACCACUUCCACAGCCCCCACUUCCGCCGCGACCGGCCGGAGCUGCUGGUGCACCUGAAGCGCCUGACCAGCGCCAACAAGGCCAAGCUGGCCGCCGGCCUGGAGGUGACCAGCCGGCCGCCCAACCGCUUCCAGCGCCUCCUCUCCGCCUCCGCCUCGUCCCUGCAAGGCCCCGGCGGAGGAGGAGGAGCAGGAGAGGCCGCCCUCCUGGCCCAGCACCCCGGAGGCACCCUCAGCCCCGGCAACGCCACCACCGGCGGAGGCGGCGGCAGCAACCACCAUCACCACCACCCGCAGCAUCAUCAUCACAACAGCAACAACCUGGCAGGGCACGCCAAGAGCAACGACGCCAAGCCUGCGCCACUGACCUUAGGACAGUUUCACCGGUCUUUCCGACGAGACACUUUAUCUCCAUAUUCCUACCUGUCGCCCUCGUCUCACAGCCAAAAUAGCUUCCCGCUGAAAGGUUCAGAUCGGACUCCUCUUCCGCCCAGAACAUGGCAGAACUCCCUCGGGAUGCUCCCGGGGCAGGUGGAGGCGUCGGCUUUUUCAGACAAAGGGGUUCCGUUCCCUGUGCUCCAGAGGUUUCCGACGGAGGUCACUUACACCCUGCAGCCCAGCGCGACGUCAGUGCAUAUUCAACAAGGGCCGCCGGCCAUGGCCACCUCCUCCCAGAAAUACACCAGUUAUGCAGCGUCAAUGCCAUACUCCCAGGCUUACUACCCAACAGCUGUAUUACAGUGUUGUUCUCCACCUACCCAUAUGGAUCCCUUGAGCGGCUGUGGCAGCCCAGCAGCCUCCACCUAUACGCACUGCGGUUAUUUUCAGAACCCAGCAAUGCAGUCUUCCUACCCAGUGGAAUUUUUGCCUUCCAACUGGCCCUGCAGCGCCUCCGACGAAACCAAGAAGACCGAAGUCAACUUGGAGGCUGUCUUCCAGAUUGUUGACGAGAUGCACUCCUCCCCCAAGCUGGAAAUGGUCAAAGUGGAGCCCGUGGAGAGCCAGGGUCCAGCCUCCCAGUCAAACCGAGGCCAGCAGUUGCUGGUGAACGCGGGCCACAGCGACGCCCCUUCUUCAGGACAAGACAGCCACCUGGAGCCCCUGACCCCCGUGGGCUCAGAGAUCACCUCUUUCGUGGUCGAAUCCGACCAAGCAAUCUCUUGCUCCUUGCCGCAGUCCCCCGAGUUCAUCUACACGAUCCACACGGCGGAACCGGUGGAGAGCGCAGCGGCCCAAAUGGUGCCUCUCCCUGUCGCCUCCCAGCCGCCACCAGGAAAGCUGAAGGAGCAGCUGAACCUGCCUUCGGCCCAGGCUUCUGUGGUCUUUGUCCAGGAGGGACUUCCGUUCGGGCAGGCCCAGCAGGGCAUCAAGUGUCAGGCGAACCCACCCGAGGCCGUUGUAUCUUCAGAGCAAAUAGGUUUCUUCAUUUCGGAGGUGGGUCCUCUCGGCAAAUGUGCCAAGGAUUCGGUUUCAUCCGCCCAAACCAAAUGCCGAGAAAGAAGAAGUAAUUCACAGAAGGGCAAAUCCCCUGAUCUACAUCUGCUAGUGGAUGUGGCUUGCAAGCAAGAGCACUUUCCAAAAGAAGAAGAAUUAAGGGAGUGAGAACUCGGUGGAAAGUGUGCGCAAAGGCCGAUCCCCAGCCAGCCGGGGAACAGCAGGGCCGUUUACUCUUUGGGGGACAUUUCUGUUGUUAGUAACCGACUCUUUCCGUCUCUGCUUAUUUUUCUUUCCCAUGUACAUAGUCCCAUGGUUGUUUUCGCUCCAGCCUUUUUAGUAGGUUUAGAUUAUUUUACAGGUUAGUUUCAUCUGAUGUCAGAGCUUGCUUGCCCAAAGUACUUAGAAGCGUGGGGGGAGAGACAUGGCCUCUUGAUCACAAAAGUAAGUUCAAAUCCCUCGGGGAGUUUUCCCAACAGGAGGUUUCUUGUUUUGCACUGGAAUGUCUCCACCGGUUAAGCAGAAUCCCCCACCCACUCACCCCCCCCUACAUGUGUGCACAUUCUAUUUUUUGGAGCAUUUAAAAGAGGAAGGUUUUUCAUAAAAACAAACAAAGGCAUUGGGAAGUGAUGAAGAUCCCAGGUCCAAAUGGGUGAUCAGUUCAAAAGAGGACACCUUGAGGAAACUUAUUUUAGGUAAGAACGCUGAGAGUUUUAUUCUUCCUUAUGUUUGCAUCUUUUUACUGGCAAGUCCUGACCCACCUAUGAGAAAAGCAGCUGAAUAGUUUACGUUAAUGGAGCAUUCUUCUGUUUUAAUAAUUUCCUCAUUCUAUAGAGGCACUUUAAAACAAAGGUUAAGGUAUCUGUUAUUUUUCUAUAUUCCUUAGCUUGCAAAGCUAUUUUAACUAGUUCUAGAUAAUUGUAUUUAUUGACAAUAGAUUUUUAACGAGCCCCGUCUAUGCACUCAUAUAUUUAUUUAUUUAUGUUGUAAAGCUAUAUAUUGCACUAGAAUAUGUGUGAAUGGUACAGCGCACUGAGAAUGUGCUUCAAGCACCUUGGCUCAGAUUUUUAGAGCCUGCUUUCUGCAGAUGUGAAAAGUGUAGAAAGGAAUCGUUGGGAAAGCAGAUCUGUUAUCCCACUUGUAUAUCCUCCAUUCGGAGCUCAGUUAUAUUCACGAUCUCCCAGUAGGCCCUGUGAAUGGCAGGAUGAACCAAAGUCUGAUGAGCAAACUCUGCCAGAACCUCAUAUGUAGCAAAGCUCUCUGACCAGUAGUGUCGGAUCCUUUCCUUUAGAAAUGCCAUAGCCUGGGUCACCAAAUAUUCUGUAUAUUUUGAGAUGACCCCCUCCUCCAGUCAGUGUUGGUUUUUUUUUUUGCCCCAUUGGUCUGCUUAUCAAUCCCGUAUUAACCUUUGACAUGAGCGACCCAGUGGAAAAGAAAGCGCUAGCACAACAGAGACAUUUCGUCACGGAGUCUCUCUGAUGCCGAAUGUGGUUGAUAACAGGUGCGCUCAUAUGUUGUCCCGACCCAAAGCAGCUUAGGAAGAAAAGUUCGACAGCUGACUAACUAACGCUGAUCCAUAUUAGUCUUGCCGAUGAGGCUCAUUCUUUGUCAUUCUGUAGAACAAAUAUCUGUUAACAGUCCUUUCUGAAUAAUCAAUAAAGUAAGAACUUUCAUGUGGGCCUGGACUUUUAAGACUUGGUAAUGGUUGCAUUUAUGAUCUUUCCAUCUUUGUCGAGACUGUUUUUUAUUAUUAUUAUUUUUAAAAGAAGGCCAAGGAGCUGGUUCUCUUGCCAUAUUCACAGGCACAAUGUUUUUAACACUUCAGUAUUUAUAAGAUGGCCGAAGGUAUUUCCGCUAUCAGAAGAAAUCUAUAUAGUACUAUAUGAAAGUUGCCGACUCUCGGGGUAGAAGAGCCUUCUCAGUUUUAGCUCAAAUGUGUUUAGUCCAAUACCAAUAA
Pogona vitticeps (central bearded dragon) is the source of this 3712-nucleotide messenger RNA. The record is from RefSeq and is a predicted model, not a curated record. NCBI's taxonomy places the organism in Eukaryota, Metazoa, Chordata, Lepidosauria, Squamata, Agamidae.